Molecule: messenger RNA, 934 nt
Organism: Physella acuta
Lineage: Eukaryota; Metazoa; Mollusca; Gastropoda; Physidae
Source: RefSeq, a predicted model, not a curated record
AUGUAAGGAUGGUGGUGCCAGAUGUGUGGCUGCUGGCUGGCAAAAAUCAAUGUUACUGGCCAAGCACACCAACUGCUGGAGAUGCAUGGGUGCGCAAUGCAAAGGAGCCAUUUAAAAUUUUUAACGAGUCCCAAUGAUUAUUCUGAAUCAUCAGAAUCAUCACCUGCCAGGAAGAAGCAGUGCAGAGUCGUGGUGAGGCGGAGGUCAAGGUCACCUAUACCUUCCAUAAAAUAUUUGCCACAACCACCUGAAGCUUCCAAAGCUGUUUCAAAACCACCUGCAUCAUAUGCACAGUUUUCAGCGUCCCCGAGUUUUUCUGGCUUCACCCAGCAAAAUACAGAUCAGCUGAAUGCCGUUUUUUAAAAAGAUUCUGGAAAACAACGCAGAGCUGCUUGAAGACAUCCGGCGCCUGCAUAGAAAAGUCGAUAGGCUUGAGGCAAAAUUAAAUGGUAUGGGAGAGGAUAUCCCAGAAACUAUCCAGAGCUUGCCAGAAGGGUACACCUUUCCUUUAGAGACAGUGGAGCAAAUGGUCAGCCUGGAUAGUUGUCUUAAUGACACUGCAGUACAGAAGAGGAUGAGUCUUUACCUCACCAACUAUGGAGGUAAAAAUGCUCGGCAUGGUCUCUUCAGGGUUGUAAAAGAAUUAAUAUGUCCUCAGUUGUCGACUCUUUACUCAUUUGAAGGCAAAAAAGGAAAACUGAAAUUUAAUGACCUCCGGAACCUCAAGAUGACAAUUUUUGAUCCCAUACCCCCUAAGAUCUUUUAAAAAUUCUACUAUAAAAGAACUGGAAAAGGGGACAAGUGAAUGGCAUGUAAAUAUGUGAAAAUGCUGAAAUUUUUUAACAAAUAAUUUAUACAUUUAAAUAACUGGGGUAAAAGUAAGUUUUUGUUUGAAUGUUAUUUUUACUUACCAUAGUACAUGACAGCUUCUGUA